AUGGCUGUGCGUAUACCAGCAUACCUCCACCGCAGCGGUUUUCGCCCCUACCUUGCCGAAUUCAUCGGCACACUCCUGCUGAUCCUCAUCGGCGACGGUGUGGUGGCUCAAGCCGUCCUCACAGAUUUCUACUACGCCAAUUUCUUGUCUGUAAAUCUUGCUUGGGCAUCCGCAGUUGCGCUUUCUUGCUAUGUCGGCGCCGCCGUCAAUCCAGCCAUUACCCUUGCUUCCGCCAUAAUUCGCCCUACCAAGCUCCAAUGGAGACAACUCCCCGGCAAAAUUGCUGCUCAGUUCGCUGGCGCUUUUGUUGGCGCUGCUCUGGUGUAUCUGCAAUAUAGAUCUGCCAUCAAAGUCUGGGAUCCUGAAUUUACGGUUCCUGGUGGCAGUAUACUCAGUCCCCAAGGCCAUUCUUCUGCGGGCAUUUUUGCUACAUAUCCGGCCACUACACUGGGCAACAAUUGGGAAGCUGCUGUGACCGAGUUCCUCGGAUCUUCUGUGCUGGCUUUUGGUGCUAGUGCUGUUGCAGACCCCAAGAAUGAGGCACUCAAAGCGCCGCAAUUCAUGAUGUUUGCCUUGAUGAUUGCCAUUGGAGCGUCCAUGGGUUGGCAAACUGGUUAUGUGCGUACUCCAAAUUACCCCAUUCACUCUCACCUCCACCUUUUCAAGUAUCACCUACUAACCCUUGUCUCACACACACAGGCAGUCAACCCAGCCCGCGACUUUGGCCCUCGCGUCUUUUCGGCAAUCAUCUAUGGCCGUGAAGUCUUUUCUGCAAAGGGCUUUUACUUUAUCGUUCCGUUGUUCGUGCCUGUUUUUGGAUGUAUCGUUGGUGCUGCUGUGUAUGAUGGGUUCAUGUUUGAGGGGGAGGGGUCUGCUGUUGCUGAUGCGUUGGAUGCUGCUGAGGGACAUGAUGGGAGGAUUGCUUUGGAGUAG
Aureobasidium uvarum is the source of this 933-nucleotide messenger RNA. The record is from the annotation of a GenBank genome assembly. NCBI's taxonomy places the organism in Eukaryota, Fungi, Ascomycota, Dothideomycetes, Dothideales, Saccotheciaceae.